Callorhinus ursinus (northern fur seal) is the source of this 1343-nucleotide messenger RNA. The record is from RefSeq and is a predicted model, not a curated record. NCBI's taxonomy places the organism in Eukaryota, Metazoa, Chordata, Mammalia, Carnivora, Otariidae.
AUUCAUUUGUGUGGAAAUCUCAAAGAAGUUGGAUAGGCAGAAGAGAGGAUCUCUUCAUUGUUCAAGACCAAAAUGUAUAGGCCAGCACGGGUGCCAUCAACCUCAAGAUUCCUGAAUCCAUAUGUAGUGUGUUUCAUUGUUGUGGCAAGCGUGGUAAUCUUGGCGGUUACCAUAGCUCUACUCAUCUACUUUUUAGCUUUUGAUCAAAAGUCAUACUUUUACCACAGCAGCUUUCAAAUCCUAAAUGUCAAAUAUAGUAAUCAGUUAAACUCACCAGGUACACAGGAAUAUAGGACUUUGAGUGGAAGAAUUGAAUCUAUGAUCACUAAAACUUUCAAAGAAUCAAAUUUAAGAAAUCAGUUCAUCAGAGCUCAUGUUGUCAAACUGAGGCAAGAAGGUAAUGGUGUGAUAGCAGAUGUUGUCAUGAAAUUUAAAUUCACUAGAAAUAACAAUGGAGCAUCAAUGAAAAGCAGAAUUGAGUCUGUUUUACACCAAACGCUGAGUAACUCUGGAAACUUGGAAAUAAACCCUUCAACUGAGAUAACAUGCAAAACACAGCAUGCAAUUGGAAGUUAUCUGAUAAAUACUUGCUGUGGGGCCCAUCCAGACCUAAUAACUUUGUCUGAGGAGAGGAUCCUUGGAGGCACUAAGACUGAAGAAGGGGACUGGCCAUGGCAAGUCAGUCUACAGACGGGUAACAUUCACCACUGUGGAGGCAUCCUGAUCAGUAGCAUGUGGAUCCUGACAGCAGCUCACUGCUUCAGAAGCCAAUCUAAUCCUCGUCAAUGGACUGCCACCUUUGGUGUUUCAAUAACAUUUCCUAAACAGAGAAGAAGAGUAAGGACUAUUUUAAUCCAUAACAAUUAUAACCCUGCAACUCAUGAAAAUGAUAUUGCAGCUAUACAACUUGAUGAAGGCAUAAACUUUACCAAAAAUAUCCAUAGGGUGUGUCUCCCAGAGGCUACCCAGAAUAUUCCACCUGGUUCUUCUGCUUAUGUAACAGGAUGGGGAUCUCGAGAAUUUGGUGGUAACACAGUUUCAGAUCUACAGCAAGCACGGGUCAGAAUAAUAAGUAAUGAUGUAUGUAAUGCACCAACUAGUUAUAAUGGAGCUGUCUUGCCUGGAAUGCUAUGUGCUGGUCUACCUCAAGGUGGAGUGGAUGCAUGCCGGGGUGAUUCUGGCGGCCCACUAGUUCAAGAGGACUCACGGCGGCUUUGGUUCCUCGUGGGGAUAGUAAGCUGGGGGGAUCAAUGUGGUCUGCCAGAUAAACCAGGAGUGUACACUCGAGUGACAGCCUACCGCGACUGGAUAACCGAAAAAACUGGCAUCUAGCACAAUAAAUG